This is a messenger RNA of Esox lucius (northern pike), 2424 nucleotides long. Its product is annotated as transmembrane protein 272-like. NCBI's taxonomy places the organism in Eukaryota, Metazoa, Chordata, Actinopteri, Esociformes, Esocidae. The transcript has 5 exons. The coding region runs from base 297 to 827 and encodes 176 amino acids. The record is from RefSeq and is a predicted model, not a curated record.
CACUGUUUGAAAAAAAGUCCCAGAGCGUUAGUGGGCGGUUCUUUAAUAACGUUAUGAGCUUCGCCUACGUGUUGGACCCACCCUUGCUUGAUCCACUCCAACGGAACAGCGAAAGAGGGUUACCAGAAUUGAUUUUGCUGCUUGACUGUACACCUUACUCGGUACAUUUAUUUUUUACUUUCAUUUUACCUUUAUAGGCUACGGUCAUUAGUCUCUAUCUUAUGACGCUAUCGCUUUCACGGGUGAUUUGGGCGCUUUCAUAACUACGACUGACUGGUCACUGAUUAUCAUUAGUGAUGGAGGACCGGUCUCUACUGCAGCACAUGCGCCAAGCACCACAACCUAGUACACCUGUGCUUGUCUUAUCCAAACUCAUCAUGGCAGUAUUACCCAUCGCCCAGAUUGUAAUAGGUGUUAUGUUCCUGGAGAAAUGCCCCCAGCAACGCUACAUCCCAAUCUACCUGUUGGUGACGGGGGCAUUUGCCCUGAGCCUGUCUGUUAUGUCCUGCCUGCCUUGUACCAAAGAGCAGGAGGAUGGGGAGCAGAGCGGCCUCAGCACACUCUGCACUACCUGGAACUCUCUGGUGUCACUGUUCCUCUUCUGCUGGUUCAUAGCAGGAAACGUAUGGAUCUAUUCUAUAUACCCUGCCAACUAUAAAGAAGAAGAGCCUCCCUACUGCAACAAGACCCUGUAUUUGUUUGCCUUCUGGAGCACCAGCCUGGUCUAUAUAUUCAUAGGUGUUAUCCUGGCUGGGGGCUGCUGUGUACUCCUCUGCAUGUGUCUGUGUGGCGGGAGGGGGCUGGCGAUGAACCGUGCAGAUGUCUAAGGAAAUUGUCAGGGUUUUUCUGGGUUUUCCUUGUUUCCUCUCAAAUGCUUUAGUGGAGCUGAAUUGAGGUAGCCUUAAUAAUCAAACGCUGUGAAAAAUUUCAAGUAAAUUACCAUUGGAACUCGGUUUGGAGAGGGCUGAAGAUCAUUAUCCUUUUAAAGUACCUGGUGAAAACCGCACUUCUAGAGGUUCAUAUUCUGUUUACUUACACCAAAAUAAUGUCAUUGACUGGUACUUUUGGCGCUCAAGUGUGAGAAAACAAAUUCAAAACCUCAAAAAGAAAGUUUAGAACAUGUCAUGUUGGCAUAUUAGUUAUGUUGGCCCUUUAGCUGUUGUUGGGGUACAUCCAGAAAAUUCAAAAUCAGAAAUCUACUUUUAACCUUGUUUAAAUGUUUAAUACUACUUAAUGUUAAUAUAAAUAACUUCUUAUGUUUUAGAAACAUAUGAAGCAUUGUUAAUUGGAGGGUGGUUACAGAAUGUUUGCAUACUGUACGAAGUAUACUGCACAGUAGAGUACGUUGUUAAAUAGGUAUGAUUUUGUGUCAUGUUGGAUGUGGAAUUAUUAGUAAUGCUCUUUACAUUUCAAUCUGCAACAUUUUACACAUUAACAUCACUGAAUUUAAAUUUUUUGGAAGGCGAGGGUGUAAGGUUUAUGGUUCUAUCCAGUUCCUGAUCAUGUAAGAUGGGUGUACACACAGUGCACAUUGUACUGGUAAUGUUUAAAUUGUAUUAGUCAUACCUCCAUGCCUCCCAGCCUUUUGUACACACUAUCGGUGUGUAUAUUUAUCAAAAGAUCUGCAUAACAUUACGAAAUCUGCAUUGCUUAAUGCUAAUCUCUUUUUAAUAUUUUUCUACAGUCAAAUAUCAAUGUUUAAUCCACACUCAUUACAUAUGGAAUUGUGCCUCCAAGUGAUUAAAAAUGAAUAAACUGUAUGUGUUGUUUUUGUCAACACAUCUGGACUUGCCUCUAUCUGCCUUUUCAUUCAGAGGAAAAGUAUUGGUUAAUUAAAUGAAAAAAUACCUUUUAGAUAUACUGAUCUCACAUGUUACCAGAAUUAAACAUUGGAUUACUGAAUAGUAAAUACUAUUUUGUAACUAUAUAUUUGUUUGUUUUGUUUUUAUUAUUAAUUAUGUUUCACUAUCUUUAGAUGUUUUACAUGAAUCCAGAGCCUUUAACUCUCAACAAGCUAUUUACAUGGAUUUCUUCCUAGCCACUGUUCAGGAAUUUCUUGUUGUUGGAGUUUUAUGCUGUCUAAUCAGUAUAAUAACUCUUUGCAACAACUGCUGAUGUAAAGGCUUUAUGGAAUAAGUGACUGAUCAAAUUUGAUGUAGGGGCAAUACUAGAACCGGUAUUCUAAGGAUUCUGUUUAUUUGCAACAAAAUAUGUUAAACUGAGAUGGUUGUAUAAAAACAUUUUGUUGAUGGCAAGAACUAUGCAUAAUCAUUUGCAAAGCUGUGAAGUAUUGAAUCAAGACUUUUGUAUCAGUAUCAUAAUCCAUGUCAUAAAGUCUGGUAGUAUGUUCGAUGAUUGAUUGAUUUUGUCCUUUGUUGAACAAAAAAAAGAACUUUCUGUAAAAUAAACACAUUCUACAGCUUG